AUGAGGAAUGCACGUCUUAAAGAAAGGAGAAAGAUCAAACGAGAGAAAGAUUCGAAUGAGAAUGUGACCAAUGCGCCGCCACCCUCUGGAAUCCAUAUCAUUAGAGGACGAGUUCAACCUAUCGACUUAUUUCCUGAGAUCACCGCGGACCUUAUCCUACGAGUCAAUAAGUACAAGGGUCUUGUCAAAGCUCAUGAAGAAAACCCACGCAAACAUGCCAAACCACCGAAAAAGCAAAUUUUCCCCCGUAAUCCCACCAAUGAGGAAAAUGCAGCAGCAUUGAAAAAAGUCCGAGACACAUUCGCCCAAGUCAAUUACGGAUACACUAAGAUAUACGAUGAGACAACCAAUCAACUUGUUGCAAUGGUGCACUAUCUUCCGCUUAAGACCAUGGAUCAACAGCGACUUGAAGACCUCAACUUCCUGUGUCUGUACCUUCACCGGUGCAAGGAAUUCAUCUCCCGUGUGGCCUCAAAAAAUCGGACCUGUGGUGGUGUGAUGUGGGCCAUCGGCUGGCGCAAAGGAUACGAUGGUCUUGAGAUCCUUGGGAGAUACCGCUGCCAAAAAUCCAUCGACAAGAACCCACAAGGGUAUGAAGAUCUCAUGUCAGACUCAUCAAGAGCAGGUGAGAUAUUAUGGGAUAUUUUUCAUGGUUUUGGGAAUGUCGCGGUGGAGAAAAAUAAAGCGCAUAUGGACUCUUACGGAAUACCUUCGAUUGCCGAUAACAACUUCCCUAAAAAUCCCAACGACAAGUCUCCUUUUGGCUUUGCUUCCAAUUUAGCCUUCUCGUCACAUGGGUUUUACAAUCAUGCUCACAAAGACAAAGGUGAUUUGACCGAGCUGCCCUUGGCCUUUGCAAUGAUUGUUCCUACUUUCAAAAAAACAGGCAAGAUCGCAUUUGCUUCCGAUGGUUACAAUGUUCAGAAUGGCCAGUUUAUCUUCCGUGAUAUUAAAGCAUGUCAUUACAAGUCGCCACUCGAACAAGCAAUGCCUGCAAAAAUUAUUUAG
Messenger RNA from Puccinia graminis f. sp. tritici CRL 75-36-700-3, 1008 nucleotides. RefSeq lists its product as uncharacterized. The coding region runs from base 1 to 1008 and encodes 335 amino acids. The transcript has 2 exons. The record is from RefSeq and is a predicted model, not a curated record. NCBI's taxonomy places the organism in Eukaryota, Fungi, Basidiomycota, Pucciniomycetes, Pucciniales, Pucciniaceae.